This is a messenger RNA of Naegleria fowleri, 2301 nucleotides long. RefSeq lists its product as uncharacterized. Bases 1 to 2301 code for a protein of 766 amino acids. The record is from RefSeq and is a predicted model, not a curated record. Lineage: Eukaryota; Heterolobosea; Eutetramitea; Acrasida; Naegleriidae. The transcript is spliced from 3 exons. Gene Ontology annotation, molecular function: protein binding.
AUGUCUCCUCAGGAAUGCGUCAAAUGCAAACAAGACGAUGAGAACACUCCUGCUACUCAUCAUUGUCCUGUCUGUAAUAUUCACAUUUGUGAAUCACACUUGUCUCUCCACAACACGAGCAACAAGACCAAAGACCAUGCCUCACAAGUUACACCACUCGGUGAAGACAAGAAUUGUGCCAAAUGUCAAUCCGAAGAAAAUGAAACAUUGCAAGCCAGUCAUCAAUGCGUGGAAUGUUCAUGUAAACUCUGUCAUGAUCACGCCUCUCUUCAUCAAAAGUAUCAAAAGUUCAAAUCACAUCAAGUCAAGUUAUUGGGCUUUUCUGAAGUUCCCUUUAGUGGUAAAUUUGAAUUUUGUGGUUUGUUGGGUUUAGAUUCGGACAUUGAAAAACCCUUGUCAUUUGUUCAUGUCAGUGGUCUCCACAUCUCCAGAAAACACAAACUCCUUUUUGUGGUGGAUUCCAAAGCUGAUAAAAUCUACUCCUUUGAAUUGAGCAAGACUGGUGCCGACUUGUCAAAUUCCUUCAAACUCAAAAAUUGUAUUCAACUUAAUUUCUCACCAUGUGCCGUCUGUGUCGAUGAUAGUGAUGAUACCCUCAUCAUUACGAGUGAGGAAUUAGGAAUGGUCACCAAAAUGAGCAUGGACGGUCAAGAACGAAUUUGGAAAUUUGGAAAGGAACGUCAACGCAUGGGAAGAUUUGAUGAGGAAGAUGUCGCAGAACCCUCUAGUGUUGUGAUGGAUCCACAGAGUGGAAUUGUUUAUGUGGCAAGUAGUGCACAACAUCGAAUUGUCAAGUUGUCAAACAAGGAUGGAUCAUUAUUGGGAGAAAUUGGUAAUAUCCAGCAGGCAGGGGAUUUAGCCUUUGAAAAUCCAACCUCUGUCGAUAUUGAUAAGGAUGGAAAUCUUGUCACGUCUGAAUAUUUCGGACAAGCUGUCAAAAUUAUCUCCAAGAAAGGGGUAGAGAUUAAAAAAUAUUCAGGAAAAGGCUCACAACCAGGUCAAUUCAAUUACCCACGUGUGGCCAUUACCGAACAAAGUACUGGAAAUAUCUACGUUGGAGAUCGGUACAACUACCGAAUUCAAGUGAUCAAACCCAAUGGAGCCAUUCGAGUGUUUGGAAAGGGAAAGGAAAAUGAAACAAAGAAGGGUGACUUUUCAGUCAUUGAAAGUCUUGCGAUCCAUUUGAAAAUAACAUACACUAAAAAAGAAGAAACCAUGUUUUCACAUUGUCACCACCAUCACAUAAACAGUUUAACUCGAUUGCUCAUCGUGUUGCUGUUCGUUGGUUCAUGCAUCGUUGGCAUGUUUUCUCAAUGGAAUGAACAGCCAAGUGGACUCUUUGUACAUGGGUUUCAAUUUUCCACACAAUUCACAAGAGUGAAUGCGGACAAUACAACUGAACGAUUAGCAUUGAUGACCUUCUCUUAUUCAUCAGCUUCAAACAUCCUUAAUUGGGACUUUAUUUUUGACAAGAUUGGCGCAUCACUGACCAAGACCAACACAAACAACACGUCGUAUAUCUUUCAAUACUUUAGACUCAUCCAUUCACAUGUAAUCAAGAACACAGAGUACGGCAACUCAUUGUUUUUGCCUGAAGAGAUUUUUCAAUCGAGUACAACCAACUCGGAUGGAAUACCCAUUGACUCUGCGAAAAUGAAAUUGGAUUUGAAUGGUUGGACACGAGGUCACUUGAAAAGUGCUUCUGACCUUCUCGAGAUACCAGAGUUGUAUAAGAACAAUUAUUACCUGCAGUGGUUCUCAAUACGAUUUAACACAUCGCUAUUUGAGCAAAUGUUGAUGUCUAACGAUACCUACAGAAUACAAUUCAACGAAAGCAGCAUUGAGAACAUUACAUCAUCAAUUUAUACUCUCUUUCAAGGUCAACCCAACCCCUCAUACACAUUCUCAACACUGAAAGUAAUCAGAAACGCUCUACUGAUUGAGAACAUGACGACGAGUUCAGAUCCAGUGACAAACAUUUGUUCCUCUGUCUCACCAGUGAUUGCAUUUGCUUGGAGUUCUUGGAAGUUGUGGUUUGUGCUGAUAUGCCUGAUCAUCAUGCUCGUUCUAUUGAUACUGUCUGUGUGGAGGCCAUAUGUGGUGAUCAUUUGUACUGUGGUUAUUUUCAAUAUCGCUGGAAUUCUUACAUUGGAUCAAACAGUGAACGGAUUUGCCAACGGUGGAACAUUGGCCAUAGCUCUCUUAUUUCCAAUCGUGAAACCAUUGACCCAAAAUACUUUGGUGAAAAAAGUUUGCCAAAUUGCUCUUUGGAUCACCAAUUCCUUUCAAGAACAGCAAUAG